AUGUUCGACUUUGACCUCACUGAUUACAGGAUAUUCUGGAUACUGGGUACCGUAGUUAUGGCUUUGCUGAUAAUAUUCGGCAACUCAAUGACAAUAUUGACCUUGUGGCUCAAUCGUAAAAAGUUCAGCGUAACCUCCAACCACCUAAUCCUCAGUCUCACCAUCUCAGACUUGCUCGUGGCUCCUGCGCUAAUUUAUAAUAUGAUAUUGCUCUUCAGUCCAGAGCUCGACAACAAGUUCUCGUGCGUACUUAGGUACGUAUUCCUAUCAAUGGCCUACACUUCGGGGUACUACAACAUAGUGGCAAUAGCCAUUGACCGGUACAUUUCGAUCAUUUAUCCACUCCAGUAUCCAGGAAUCGUGACCAACAAGUUAAUCUGUACAAUGAUAUCAGUCAUUUGGAGCGCAUCUUUCCUCAUAUCCACGGUACCUCUCUACUGGAACGCUUACACGCCCAUGGGUGGCUGUAAAUUGUGCACGGUCGUUCCUAGGGUAUACAUAAUGGCGAUUGUGAUACCUAAUUUGGUGGCAGUGUGGCUGGGUAUUUCGAUUCUUUACUGGCGAAUUUGGAGAGAAGCCAGGUCGUUCACGAAAAGACUGAGUAUACGGUCCAGAGGAAUGGGUCAGGUGUGCAACGCCACCAACAGGAAGAGUAAUCAGACGGUGCUUGCAAUCUUGGGCUGUUUCUCUUUCUGCUGUUUGCCGGUGAUGGUCAGUUUAUUCUUGUACGUGUUCCAACAAACCUCCACGCCUAGCGACAUCGCGUUUUGCGCGUCGUACUGGAUAGCGAUGUGCAGCAGCUGCGCCAACCCGUUCAUCUAUGCCUGGAAAAAGCCAACUUAUCGCAAAGUUUACACGAAAUUGAAGAAGCUGUUUCACAGAGUUCACGAUGCGGCGUCCAAGAAUGAUAUUGAGAAACAGGUGGGGCCGCCGAAAAAUGUGGCCGAGGGCCAGGUAUUUGACAAAUUAAGGACAAUAUCCGCUGUUGUCGACCAAAAGGCUUUCCAACAGGGCAGAUAUAACGUUUUAAAAAUUUGA
Messenger RNA from Copidosoma floridanum, 1038 nucleotides. RefSeq names its product alpha-1A adrenergic receptor-like. The record is from RefSeq and is a predicted model, not a curated record. Gene Ontology annotation, molecular function: G protein-coupled receptor activity. Gene Ontology annotation, biological process: G protein-coupled receptor signaling pathway. Gene Ontology annotation, cellular component: membrane. Lineage: Eukaryota; Metazoa; Arthropoda; Insecta; Hymenoptera; Encyrtidae.